GCAACGGCUGCCCGACUUCAGCUCCCACGAAGGACUCUCAGGUCCUCGUCUUCUUUUCACGUAUCCGACCAACGUAGUGGCGCUUUCUUAUCCAUCAGUUUGCCAACUAAGCUACCAGGCCACAAUCCAGAGAACAGAAAGCAAACCCUGUCCAAGCCCACUCCAAGACAGGGGACAAGCCGGCCAUGCCGCCCUUCACCCCACGCCGCGCAAGGCGAGGCGGCGGAGGCGGAGGCGGAGGGUUGGGGCGGGGCGCAAGGAGCCCAGCCGGGCCUCCCAAGGGGCUGUUCGAGACGAUCAACUCCAAGUGGUACUGUGACUGCACCCCGCGUACCCAGGCCGCCAUCCGGACAGUGCAGAAGGAAGGGAGGAACAAGGGCAGAAAGUUCUGGGCCUGCGCCAAGGACCGGCGCGACCAGUGCGACCUCUUCAUCUGGGACGACGAGGCCCGGGCCCGCGAGCUCCAGGCCCAGGAAGCGGCCAGGCUGCUGCAGGCGCCGCCGUCGACGCCGCGCUUCCGCCAGACCCGCCUGACGGACGACGGCAGCGGCGGCGGCGGCGGCGGCUGCGGCUUCACGCAGACGACGGCGCCGCCCCAGACACCGACCCGCCAGCGUGCCGCCAGGGUGGACCCAGGUGCUGUCGACGACACCGACGAUUCGUCGUCGUCGUCGUCGUCGUCGUCGUCGUCGUCGUCGUCGUCGUCGUCGUCGUCCGACACGGACGCCCAGAUGGCCCGCGACGAGGCGACCCCGGCCUCCGCCGCCAGGAGCCAGCGGAGCAGCGCCACGGCCGCCAACACCCCGUCGCAGGCCUCAUCGCGGACCCCGAGCCGCGGCCCGUCGUCGUCGCGACAGCAGCAGCAGCAGCAGAAGGAGGCGGCGGCCCCACCCCCGGCCAAGAAGGGGAAAAAGCGCAAGCACGAUGAGUACUCGGACGAGGACUUUGAGGGCUCCGACAUGGAGCGCGACCUCGCCGAGCUGACCGACUCGGUCGUCGCCAGCCUCGGCCGACAGUGCCGGGAAAUGGCCGCCGCCGCCCCCGCGACCCCGUCCAAAUCCAGCCUCCGACAACACCAGCGCGGCGGCGCCGGCCUGCCGCCCACACCCGUGAGCCGCAACGCGCCCCUGAUCUCGCGCUCGGCCGACGGCGGCGGCAAAAGCCGGAAGCGUGUGAGGCUCAGCACGCCGACCGGCGGUAUCAGCUCUCCCACAUCGUCGCCGACCCCGCGCACCAGCAGCAGCAGCAGCGGUGGGACGGCGGCAGUCGGCAAUGAUAACGACGACGAUGAAGACGACGACAACGAAUACCGCGACGACUACGACGUGACGCGCGAGGUCCUCACCCUGCUGGGCCGCCACAAGCACAAGUACAAGCGGCAGGACCGGGACACGACGGCGCGCCUCCGGACCGACGUGCGCGCGUGCCUCAACGGGUGGGCGCUGCGGGCCGAGAGCGUCAAGAGGGCCCGCGACCUCGCGCGCCAUGGCAUGGCGUCGCGCGACGCCCGCGUCGCCGAGCUGCAGGCCAGGGUCGCCGCCCUCGAGGCGGAGCGCGCCGCCGACCGCCGCCGCAUCGUCGAGUACAGGGAGGCGGCCAAGAAGCUCCUCGAGGGCUGAUCCGUAUCCUCUGUGGGCUCCCGUGUGUUGCACUUCCUUCUUUGGUUCUGGUUUGUACAUGGCCCGCCUGGAAUUUCGUCAGUGGGAGAACGGGCGGGCGACGUUUCAUCUCGGAAGAGCUUUGAAUCUAGUGUUUGCGGGCAGAAUCAGUGCGCUUAUUGACGAUUUCAUGGUUGGCUUUUUGGAGCCAAAUGUUAAUGAUACCCCUUAAGGUAGUAACUAUGUGAAUUCAUGGAUGCUUUGCUCCG
Molecule: messenger RNA, 1867 nt
Organism: Gaeumannomyces tritici R3-111a-1
Lineage: Eukaryota; Fungi; Ascomycota; Sordariomycetes; Magnaporthales; Magnaporthaceae
Exons: 2
Coding region: 186-1619 (477 amino acids)
Molecular function (GO): zinc ion binding
Source: RefSeq, a predicted model, not a curated record